AUGGAACUGCCAUUUAUUAAAUCUCUAACGCGUAACUAUCCACAGCAAAGGACCUUCACUCAUGGCUCUUGUAAUGGUUUGAUUUUGAUGGAAAACUGUACUGCUAAGGGAAGCCAUAUUAAUCUUUGCGUUUGGAACCCGACUACGAAAGUUUAUAAGGAAAUAGGAAAGAAGUUCAAAAAAGAUUCAACGCCAGUCAAAUACGGAUACGGGCUUGGUUAUAAUUGCGAUACAGAUGAUUACAAGAUUGUUAGAGCUAAUCUUGUCUAUGGUGAUGAUACUAAUAAUAAUGGGUGGAUUUGUACUGGUUCUAGAGUUCAAGUUUAUACAUUAAGGUCGGGUUUAUGGAAGGAAUUACCCAACAUCUUUCCUUAUAAUAUAUAUUCUUACCAGGAUGCAUUUGUUAAUGGAGCACUUCACUGGAUAGCAUUGCCAUGCCCUGGUUCCGCUGUUGAAUUAUCUAGCAGUUUAAUUGUUUCUUUCCAUAUCAAAGGCGAGAAUUUCGGAGAAGUUCCACAUCCUCCACAUUUCAAUGAACGAUUUGGUUUUGGACCUUUUGGUAUAUCAUUACAUGUUUUAGGAGGGUGCCUUUGUAUGGUUUUCUCUGAUCCUUAUAAUACUGAGGUAUGGGUCAUGAAGGAUCACAAGGUGAGAGAUUCCUGGACUAGAUUGUUCAUUGCUAAAAUUCCUGUUGAAAAAACAGUGAAGCACUUCUCGAUGAAGUUAAAAUGGGAAUUCAAGAAUGGUAAAGUUUUAUUUGAAGCCCGGUCAGGUGAUGAUGCUUAUUUUCUGAUAUAUGAUCACUACAAAUCUGAAGUUUCCAAGAUCUAUCACAUCCCAGAAUGGCGUAGCAGUAUAGAAACUUAUGUGGAGAGUCUGGUAUCAAUUCCCGGUACUUCUGAAGGGGAGCAAGAAUAUCCAUCUUUACGAAAGCAAGCAGUAAGACCGGUCCAAAAAAAUAAGAAAGCAGCAAGGAAGUAUCAUCUGGUAGAGAAAGUAUGUAUAACUAAUGACAGAGAACAGCAUUAUAUUAUGCCACGUAAGGUGACCAGAAAACACAUGCAUAAAACAUGUAUAUCUCGCGAUAUGAUGAGUGUUAACCAAGCAGAUUUACCUGUGCUCGUAAAGGUUCUUCCUCGUCCAAACUCAUAUUAUGAUCAUGUUUAA
Messenger RNA from Papaver somniferum (opium poppy), 1167 nucleotides. Its product is annotated as F-box protein CPR1-like. Bases 1 to 1167 code for a protein of 388 amino acids. The transcript has a single exon. NCBI's taxonomy places the organism in Eukaryota, Viridiplantae, Streptophyta, Magnoliopsida, Ranunculales, Papaveraceae. The record is from RefSeq and is a predicted model, not a curated record.